CGCCUGAAGAUAAGCGAUAAGCCGGAGGUUAAAGAACACUUUAUCAAACAAUGGAGAAUCUUUCUACGGUGGUUCUCCUGGUGUGUUUGUACUUUCCCUUUUCUGAAGCGUCAUGUGUUCAUGGGUGGGUGACUUUUCGAGACAAAUGCUACUUUUUUGGGAAAACCAAAGAAACCUGGUAUGCUGCAUCGGCGCUGUGCCAAUCGUUCGGAAGUAAACUUGCUGAACCGGUCACACAGGAAGAGGUGGUGUUUCUGGGACGUGAAACGAUGCAGAUAGGAAACAACGGGGAUUACUUUAUUGGGAUACACGACAUAUUCCUGGAGGGGGAGUGGAUGUACGCCUACUCCAGGAAACCCGUGACCCUGACCAUGCCCUGGGCGAGCGGUAACCCUGACAACUACCACGAAGAAGACUGCGUGGAGAUAGACUCCUCCCCCCAGUUCCAUGGAAUGUGGGGGGACGCUCUAUGUUCGUACCCCCUGUACUACAUCUGUGAAUACGACUCCAGCGAUUAUAUACAGGCACCUGCGGUAAUUGGUUGAGGAGGACUAUACAUAAAUGUGGAGUACUUCUAACAAUAAAUAAAAAAUAAACAAAAAUAAAUAUGA
Messenger RNA from Magallana angulata, 611 nucleotides. RefSeq names its product CD209 antigen-like protein D. NCBI's taxonomy places the organism in Eukaryota, Metazoa, Mollusca, Bivalvia, Ostreida, Ostreidae. The coding region runs from base 51 to 545 and encodes 164 amino acids. The transcript is spliced from 5 exons. The record is from RefSeq and is a predicted model, not a curated record.